UUAAUUUCGAUGAAGAAAAGAUUAAAGAUAAAAAUGCAUUAACUGAAGAUGCUGAAUUAGAUAAUCAAGUAAAAUUUACAGUGAGUAACAUUCACAUAAUUACUAACACUGUGGUUCCAUUUGGACUUAAAGCCUCAAUUGCUUUGAGAAAAAAACUUAAGGAAGCAAUUUAUGAUCAUUACAAGUUUUGGAAAGCUGGACAACCCUUAAAGAUGCUCUUGUAUUUAAUUUAUCGUUUGAUAAGGGACCAAACUAAUUCGUGGAGACGAGAUUAUGAGUCUAAAGCAAUUUGUAAUCGAAUAUUCUUUCAAUUACUGAAACAGCCUAAUGAUUCUUGGAAUGGUUUUAAGAUUAGAUAUAAUGUAACACUAGAAGAUGUAUUGCGUAGAAUUGCCAAAUAUCGUACUCAAGAAGUUAAGGAUCUGAAUGUAAUUAUUAUUCUGGAUGGUUUACAAGUAGCAAUGGAUGAUACUAAAGAUGGAAAAAACAAAAGCAAAAAUUAUUUAUUUUACGAUUGCAUCUCCAUACUUUGCAUUCUUUCAUUUACUGAUCCAUUUGUUAUUGUCUGUUGUACGGUCACCAUUAGUAUACCUAUUCAUGGUUUCCUUGCCAGUUCACAACAAAAAAGAGUUUUUCUACCAGUUACAUCAUUACAACCCCCGAAAAUAAAUAACAUCCCAGUUUUUAAUGAUAGUUCAACAAUGAAUAUGUUUAUAGAUGACAUGGGAGGUCAUGGACAUGCAUUAGAGGCUUUGGGAGAAGCAGUUGUAGAUAAAGAUAUGAUCAAAGUCAAUUAUAUUGAUCUAAUAAACAAUGUGCGAUUGAAUCUUAAAUAUAAUUAUUCAGAUGACGUAAUAACGUAUGGACUAGUCCGAUUUGAGAGUUCCGAUCCUGACCGUGUUGUUGGUUAUCUAUCAUGUCCGUACAUUUGGCUAUGGAUUAUGGCUCAUGCAUACCACGAAAAUAUAAAUGAUCCAUUGUUAAGGAAGCCUAAUAUUCCACCUGGUUGCCAAUACUGGCAACAACAUUUUGAGCAUUUUGUCGCUCAAUUUCGCUCUCUAAAAUCGAAUAUCUAUAAUUAUGAUAAUCGAGUUGAUCUUAGUGUCAUUCAUAAUGGUGCCACUCAUAACUUUGGCCAAGUUUCCAUAUCGAAUCGACAACUUACAUUAUCAAAAUCAGUUGAAAGAAGUCUAAAGAUUAUAGGAAUCAAAAUGAAAUAUACUGUUUUGGAGAUAGCUUUUGUUCAAUAUAUAUGGCAGAGACUAAACAAUUACAAACGGAGGCACAUUAGUAGCAAAUUAUUGAGAGAACAAAGCAUUUCUCAGAAAAUUUUUGAAGAAGAAUAUAACAACGCAACUAGUUCAGGAGAUAUUUUCAUCUUUUACACCUCAGCAUCCUGCCAGAAACUUGAACUCCAACCAAUGUCUGCAAUCGUUAAUAAAGAAAACUGGAAAGAAUAUUUCGGCACUUUUGCUGGAAGAUGUUAUAAUUAUGUCAUGGGGCCACCAGUUAUUAAUAAAGCGACCUUCACUCAGCUGUCUGAAAUUGAGAAGAUUGCAAAAAACGUGCUAGAAUUAUCAUGGAAGAACGAGAUCUUGUUGAAUUUUUUGAUAUUGAUGAUAGUGAAGUAG
Molecule: messenger RNA, 1631 nt
Organism: Funneliformis mosseae
Lineage: Eukaryota; Fungi; Glomeromycota; Glomeromycetes; Glomerales; Glomeraceae
Source: the annotation of a GenBank genome assembly